Blepharisma stoltei is the source of this 1475-nucleotide messenger RNA. The record is from the annotation of a GenBank genome assembly. NCBI's taxonomy places the organism in Eukaryota, Ciliophora, Heterotrichea, Heterotrichida, Blepharismidae.
AUGAGCAGAUGCACAUUUACAAACUGCACCAAACUUCUGGGAAAUUUUUUUGUACUCUUUGUAUUUCUAGUGGUUUCUUUUAUUUACAUCAACGUUAUUCAGCUAUAUCUCACUCAUAUAGAAGACAUCCCCAAUUUAAAUCUGAAGAUCAUCUCUUUUCUAUCUGUAUUUCAUAUCUUGAUUUUUAUGUUUCUUUGAAGCUUCUUCAAAGCAAUGCUCACAGACCCAGGCAUGGUUCCGCCUCUAUGAGGCUUUUAUAUGGGAGAUGCAGAGACCAAAAGGCGACGAUACUGCUUAAUGUGCCACGUUUUUAAACCUGAGCGAUGUCAUCAUUGCUCAGCGUGUAAUCGAUGCGUAUUGAACAUGGAUCAUCAUUGUCCAUGGCUUAACAACUGUGUAGGUUUUUUCAAUAGGAAAUUUUUUAUUCUGGUUUUAUUUUAUGUGCUGAAUUGUUUGUAUAUUGCAGUCGUGGUGCUUUCAAAGCCCGCUUAUGGCAAUUUGCUUUAUAUAAUACAUACUAGAGAUUUGCAUGCUUACUCAGAAGCAGUUUUAAUUGGAGCAUUUUUACUUUCUGCAUUGCUAUCAGUGAUGCUUACACUAUUUAUGAAGUUUCAUAUAAAACUUAUAUUGACUAACUCCACCACGAUUGAGCAAAUGGAUAAAAAAGCAGUUAAUAGGAUAGGGAUUUAUAAUAAAGGCACGUGAAGGAAUUGGAUUCAAGUUUUCGGACAAAAUCCUUGGCUAUGGCUUUUGCCAAUGACAGGUGCCACCGGAAAGCAAAUAGGAGAUGGCGUAGUUUGGAAUAAUGAAACUAGAACUAGCAUUGAUGAAUUACCGCCGAAUGAGAGCAAGCCUGCAAACAUUGCAAAGCCCUCCCCAUCAAUUCCAAUCAGAAACGAGCCUAGCGCUAGCAGUAAAAUCGUCCUAAGUCCACCUUUAAGCAAAAUCAGAAGAGACUCUCCUCCAGAUGAACGAGUCGAAGUAAAAGUUUCUCCUUCUCACGAAACUAAAAGAAAUAUUUUUGAAUCAGCAAGUUCUACAUCUACAAGAGACCAAAUGCUAACUCCCCCCCCCCUCCGUGAGCGAACAAAACCAUUAGAAAAUCGCCAUUUUUUGACCAAAAACCCACCCUCCGUGAGUGAACAAAAAUUUUUUUAAUAGAAAAAAUUUUAAUGGAAAAAAAUUUUUGAUAUAUAAGUGAUAAUUAGUAUAAUGAAAUCUAGAGCUAAUUCUGUUUAAUUUUAAACAAAUUGCGUUUUAAAACAUAAAUUUUGCAAAUUAAAUUAAUAUUUGCUCCCAAUUUUUGCAAAUUAGGAUUUUUUUAAAUUUCGAAAAAAAUAUUUUUAUAAAAUUUAUAUAUAAAUUUUUUUUAAAAAAAAAAAUUAACCCCCCUCCGUGAGCGAACAAAAUUUUUUUGUUCGCUCACGGAGGGGGCGGGGGGAGUAAGUGAUAGAGCAUAUAAAAUCCCUAUUUAA